GCUCAAGAACUCAAACAUAAUGCCCUAGUGCAAAGACGCAAAACUGGAAAGCGAAAGAUUCGCAGAUACAAUCGCAACGCAGCCUAUGAACAAGAACUUCACCGGGAGGCAAACAGAAGAGCUGUUGUUCGCGCUAAACGCCAGGCCAGCAGCAAAGCUAGGGAAAGGCUGCAGCAGCAGCGAGAUCUCUCACAGGAUGUUGAUAAUGAUGACAAUUUGCUUGACGAGACUUGGAAGCUUCCAGAAGCUAAAGGAGCAGCUGGGUCUGGUAGAAAAAGCCACCAACACAUAUCAUCCAGACAUGUUGGCGCCAAGGCUGGCCCUAGAAGUCACGCAUCUUCCCAUUCUAAUAAAACCUCGGCUUCGACCUCCGGUUCACAGCGUAAAGAAGAUUACGAGUCUGAUGUGGAGAAUGUUCCGGAUGACCUUGCUGCAGAGAUGGCUUCUGAUGACAACGGUGGCAAGAAAAGGAAAGUCCGUGCGGGAAAAUGCCGUGUGCGGCGGGAGGACAAUGACCAAGACCUCAUGGAUGGACAAGAUACUUCUAGCUUAGAGGAUGACCCCGACUACGAGGACGAGAGUCGCGGCAAUGUUAUGAGCUCAAUCCCUAUAGAAAUUGUCCCGGUACCAGCAGAUGUCAGGAAGCUGACCAUCAACAAAAACUCUGGCGAGACACUGCUGCACAGAGCUGCCAGGAUUGGCCAUGAG
This is a messenger RNA of Candidula unifasciata, 708 nucleotides long. The record is from the annotation of a GenBank genome assembly. Lineage: Eukaryota; Metazoa; Mollusca; Gastropoda; Stylommatophora; Geomitridae.